Molecule: messenger RNA, 1974 nt
Organism: Monomorium pharaonis (pharaoh ant)
Lineage: Eukaryota; Metazoa; Arthropoda; Insecta; Hymenoptera; Formicidae
Gene: ImpE3
Exons: 4
Coding region: 421-1665 (414 amino acids)
Source: RefSeq, a predicted model, not a curated record
GUGUGCGACGCCGAGGACGACCUGGGACCGUUAUGAGUCUUUUCGAGACCAGUCUUGUCCCAACGGCCGCCCGUGAACCUCAAUAUAGUCCGUGAAAAUUGUCAAUUUCUCGACGAUCGUCUGAAACCUUUGGAAUCUUCUCAUAAAAUAAAUAUAAACAAAUUUUUUUAAAUCAAAACUAUUUGAUUUUUCUUCUGUGUGAUCUCAGAAUUGUUCGCGAAUAUCAAUUUCUCGUCUGAAAUUUUUCAAAGCCUUGUAAUACAUCUUACAUUAUUUUUGACAGUUUUGAGCUUUUAUUUAUUUUUUUAUUUAUUCUUGUGAAUGGUGAUAAUAAGCUUAUGCUACAGAAAUAUAACACAUUCGUGAAUUUUUACAAGGUGCGUGAAAAUUAUUUUGUAUUGAUAAAAGCAAUAUCUCAUCAUGAAGAUAUUAUUCAGUCUGAUGGUGAUAAUGAUUCUCCGGCAAGCUAUCGCCGGAAUCGUUAGGAAGCCACCGGCCUUUUCAACACCAGUGUAUUCGAAUGCGUAUCUCCCCGCUGCCUUGCAGGUAAUUUUUCACGCGGUCGAGCAACUGAAGAUGCUCGAAGCGGAAGAAAUAUUACAAGAAGUAUUAGUAAUUUCUCCCUCGACAUCGACGACCCAAUCGAUGAAGCAGCAGCAACCACAAUCAACGACGCCUAAGGGAAUUUCCAUAACUUCAACUGCUAGAACCACGAAAAUUUAUGAUAAGAGGACAGAAAUUCCUAUAAUGUCAACUUCGACUUUAAUAAGUAAGAUAUCGAGUCAAGGAUCAUCUAAGACUUAUGAUCAAACAACAGAAAUUGCUCAGCGCUUGGUAACUUCGACUGCGAGCGUUGUAUCUGAUUACAAAGAGACACCUGAAGUGAAUGAAGAGACGACUGAAAUGAAUUACGAAUUACCGGGUACGCCGGAAGUGAAUCACGAAUCACCGGAACUCGUGCAUGAGACCCAGGAAUUGAAUCAGGAAGUUCCGGAGAAGAACGAAGAAAACUCAAACGUGGAACGCUCUUUCGAUGAUGUAUCCAAAACUCCGCGAUACGAUGGUGAGUCGCAACAACAAUCGACACAGGUUUUUACCACGCAAGUGUCGAAUGAUCAAAAAAAGAAGGAACCUACUGUCGACAGCGUCGUGGAUAAAAUUCACGAAAUCGUGAAGACAACUACAUCCCUGUUUGUCGAGGAAUCGGAUGACACCGAGUCGAAGAGCGUGGAAACGUCGAUCGAGAAGUCGGAGAACAUUGAGGACGAAGAAGAAGAAACAAGAUUCUGUUUACUGGGCGAGCGAGUGGCUCAAGUGCCGCGUCCAAGUUUGAGUAAUUAUCUACGACGUUCCAAAGUGCCUCCUAAACCAUCUCUUCAACAACUGGCGAACCUUUAUGACUCUCUCAGUAAAGACGCGCGGAAGCAAGGGUUCGCGCGUUUUGCUGGUUAUACGGACGAAGUCUUGAAGAUCUUGUACUCAUCAGCCGAAGGUGGCAUAGGACCGCAGCUAAAGCAGUUGCUAGAGAAGGUGAUAGAGCGGAAUGAGCUCACCAGAGAUGACGCGAAGUUGAGGACGUCACAGGCGCUGCGUGAUCUCAAUAAUCCUGGUAGCUCGCUCAGCAAGGAUCUGAGACCUCUGUUACCGUUACGUUAUACGCUUUAAUUAUUUGAAAGAAUUGCAAUGUUCUUAUAACUUUUAGAAACGAUAAUACGAAUGUUGCAAUAGAAAAAAAUUAUUUUCUUUUUAAAAAGAAAAGAUAAUUAUUAUAUCCUUAUCGAUUAUAAGAGGAUUUUCUAAGUGGUCUCAUUCAAUAAACUUAAGUGUGAAAGCUAAAAAAUGCGUGUAUUUAAAAAAUAUGUCUUAUUGAAAACUUGAUUAAAACUGUCAUGGGGUAUUUUUUAAAAAUAUAUCUUAUAUGGCAUUUUAAAUGUAAUUAUCUCAUCUUAUCUAAAUAAAAAAAGAAAUUAAAUC